AUCCCAAUCUCAAUCUGAUUGCUGCUGUCAUAUGCUGUAACUGUUCCACCCACAUAACAAUAUAAACAUAAUAUCUCUCUUACUCUCUCUCAUAAUCUAAUUUGUUCUUCACAAAUUUAUUCUCUUGAUUUGCAUUUUUUUUUCUUGAAAGAUCAAAGCUCUAUUCACUUAACUCUAAUGGAGGAUCGUAAGGAGAAGAACGCACCAUGGCUAUCAGUGCCCCAGUUUGGGGACUGGGACCAGAAGGGUGGUCAAAUGCCUGAUUACUCGCUGGAUUUCUCGAAAAUCAGGGAAAUGAGGAAGCAAAACAAGAGGGAUGUGUCCCGAGCAAGUAUUGGAAAUGAGGAAGAGCUCAUUGCCCCAACUACCACCACCAGUACAAACACUUCUCACAGUGAUCACCACCACCCUCAUUACCACGAGAACCCUCACUCUCCAUCUGUAAGAUUCCUUGUCUUUCCAUGCUUUGUUUCUUGUUUUGCUUUCGGUAUUUCUUUCUAUAUAUAUAAUAAUAUAUAUACUGUGGUAGUUGCUUUUUGUUAUUAAUUAAAGGAAGUUGUCUUAUGAACCCGUAUUAAUGAUGGUGGCAUGCAUGUGGUUGUAGGGUGGUGAUGACUAAACUAUAUCUUUAAAAAAAAGACAAUCUUAAAGUGGGUGGGUCAUAUUCUUACUGAUUAUUAUUACUUACCUUUUUAGUACAACUCUAAUCAACUUGGCUGGUUGCAUUAGUACUAUAAUAUACCCUGGUCAAAUAAUAUUAUACCUUCCCAGGAAAAUUCUAUGGCAAAUAUGUAAUACAAGAUUUUAGGGUGCUGACUGCUGAGCACGUACCUCUUCAGUUAUUUACCAUGUCAAAGUUUGAAAUUAACAAUUUUCUUUUAUUAAUAGUAAGAUGUCUUGUGGAAAGUCUUUUGAGAAAAGGUCAGGUCAAGCCAUGCAUUUUUUAGGAUAAUACUGUAAUGGGGUUGGGGUUUGCCGAUUCUGUUAUUAUAGAUAAUAGUCUUAAGGAAAGUAUCAACAUCCUUCUAGUUUUAGGACAUGUGUUUCAGAUCCAAGUGCGUUAAUUAUGUGGUUAGAAACAAGAAAAGAUGUUGGAUGGUUGGUAGUUGUAGAUGUUUAUUACCUGAGCCACACGUUAGUUCAAGUGGUAGUUUAGUGUAGAUGUUUUGGGCCACAUGAUCAUAUGUGUCUCAAUAAUGCUAUGAAGCCAAAUCAAGAAAACAGAGAAAGGAUAUUCUGUAUGUGCAACAGAAAUGCAAUAAAAUAUUUUGAAAACAAAAAUGUCCUAAUUAAAUAAUACUUAGGAAUAAUAUUAGAUACACCUAUAGGUUGCGCCCAAUUCUAUGUGGUGCACAUGCACCAGCUGUUUUAGACCUUUAUAAUUUGGUCCCUAGCUAGUUAAAUAUAAUUAUAUGAGCCAACCAUUCUCUAAAUAUAAUAAAGAUAAGUACAACUGAAAAGGAUACAGGAAGUAGAGUUCUAACAAUCUUUUAGCUCACAAAAAUUAGUCUUGUAAUUAAUUUUAAAUAUUAAUGCUUUGAAGAGGUACUUUAUUAUUUUCAGUUGUGUAUACCUUAUAGGACAUAACUAUUAAUGAAUAUUGACCGGAAAUAUGCAAAAUAAUAAUAAAUGUUUGAUUGCUUUUAUUUACAAUGGGUGAGAUAAUAUUUGUAUUCUGAUAAAAUAUUUGGUGUUGCUAUCAAAUCGCAGUUGGUACUCUUUGAAUUUAUUACGUAUCAAAAGUUUGAAUUGAUGUGGUCCUCAUAAUAAAUGGUCUUAUUUCAUUUUUCCUUAAACAGCCAAGACGCAGUUUUUUCAGCUACUUCAAUUGUUGUGUGAAAGCUUAAAACCAACCACAUGAAAAUGUGAAGCUGUGAAAGAUUACUUUUUCAUUUCCUGUUGUAUGUUUUUCUCCUUUUCAUUUUAAUUUAUUUUGGAAAAAAGAAAAAAAAGAACAAAAACGAUUAAAUUCCAAAAAAAAAAACCUUGUUUUACCUAUCAGUAAUAUUUUCCCACAAUAUCUAUGUCCUUUAAUCAGUUGAAGAUAGAUUUGGUAAUGUAUUGAUGUGUUUGCUGGCGCUAUAUAGCGUUAUAGCAUAUAUAUAAUAUUAGGCAUGUAAAUUAUUAAGACUUUUGAGCAGAAAAUAAGAUGUUUUCCGAAUAUUUGGUGCUAA
Messenger RNA from Cannabis sativa, 2174 nucleotides. RefSeq lists its product as uncharacterized. The transcript has 2 exons. Lineage: Eukaryota; Viridiplantae; Streptophyta; Magnoliopsida; Rosales; Cannabaceae. The record is from RefSeq and is a predicted model, not a curated record. The coding region runs from base 178 to 546 and encodes 122 amino acids.